This is a messenger RNA of Scomber japonicus (chub mackerel), 789 nucleotides long. RefSeq names its product ladybird homeobox 2 (gene lbx2). Gene Ontology annotation, molecular function: DNA-binding transcription factor activity, RNA polymerase II-specific; DNA binding. NCBI's taxonomy places the organism in Eukaryota, Metazoa, Chordata, Actinopteri, Scombriformes, Scombridae. Bases 1 to 789 code for a protein of 262 amino acids. The transcript has 2 exons. Gene Ontology annotation, biological process: regulation of DNA-templated transcription. The record is from RefSeq and is a predicted model, not a curated record.
AUGACCUCCAGUAAAGACAUGAAGGCAGGUUCCGUGUUGCAGUCCAGCGGCGAGGAGAGGAGACGGGCUCCCUUGGAUCAGCUACCACCGCCAGCCAACUCCAACAAGCCUUUAACGCCGUUCAGCAUUGAGGAUAUCCUUAACAAACCCUCGGUAAAGAAGUCGGUCGCCAGUAUCUGUCCGCCGAGAGUGCUAGAGAAAGUGACGGGCUCCAACUCGGCAAGGAACGGGAUCACCACUCCCUCCUCGCCGCUGUGCGCGCUGGAGGAGCUGGCCAGUAAAACGUUUAAGGGUCUGGAAGUCAGCGUUAUCCAGGCAGCAGAAGGUCGUGAGCACGUAAACGCUUUCGGACAGAGGCAGACGUCGAAAAAGAGGAGAAAGUCGCGGACGGCCUUCACGAAUCAUCAGAUUUACGAACUGGAGAAGAGGUUUUUGUACCAGAAAUAUCUUUCUCCUGCCGACCGAGACCAGAUCGCGCAGCAGCUGGGGCUCUCCAACGCUCAGGUCAUCACUUGGUUUCAGAACCGCAGGGCCAAACUCAAGCGGGACCUGGAGGAGAUGAAAGCGGACGUGGAGUCAUUAAAGAAAAUCACCCCACAGACCCUGCAGAAGCUCGUCACCAUGGAAAACAUUGAGGAGAGCCAGGGCGGGGGGACCGAGGCCAGAUCACCUAGUAUCUCCCCGACCUCCCAAGGACACCGGGCCUUCCCUCAGUCCCCCUCCUCAUCCAGAGACCAAACCACGGAUGAAUUCUCGGAGGACGACGAGGAAAUCGAGGUGGACGAUUGA